CAGUGAGUGUGGAGGCGCGGACGCGCGGCAGAGCUCGAGCUGCUGCAGCUGCUGCCGCCGCCGGAGGAACCUUGAUCCCCGCGCUCCGGACACCCGGGCCUCGCCAUGGCUGACCAGCUGACUGAGGAGCAGAUCGCAGAGUUCAAGGAGGCCUUCUCCCUCUUCGACAAGGAUGGAGACGGCACCAUCACCACCAAGGAGUUGGGGACAGUGAUGAGAUCCCUGGGACAGAACCCCACUGAGGCGGAGCUGCAGGACAUGAUCAACGAGGUGGACGCAGAUGGGAACGGGACCAUCGACUUCCCGGAGUUCCUGACCAUGAUGGCCAGAAAGAUGAAGGACACGGACAGCGAGGAGGAGAUCCGGGAGGCCUUCCGCGUCUUCGACAAGGAUGGCAACGGCUACAUCAGCGCUGCGGAGCUGCGUCACGUCAUGACGAACCUGGGGGAGAAGCUGACGGAUGAGGAAGUGGAUGAGAUGAUCAGGGAGGCGGACAUCGAUGGAGACGGGCAGGUCAAUUAUGAAGAGUUUGUACAGAUGAUGACUGCGAAGUGAAGGCCCGGGCAGCUGGCGAUGCCCGUCCUCUUGAUCUCUCUUCUCGCGCGCGCACUCUCUUCGACACUCCCCUGCGUACCCGGUUCUAGCAAACACCAAUUGAUUGACUGAGAAUCUGAUAAAGCGACAAAAGAUUUGUCCCAAGCUGCAUGACUGCUCUUUCUCCUUCCUCCCCGAGUCUCCCUCCUGCCCCUCAUCUCUUCCUUUUGCCUUCCCCUCUUCCAUUCCCCCCUUCCAAGUCCUGACACACUCAUAAGAUGAAGCCCCCUUCCCUUAGGGAGCCUCUGCCCUCCUCCUCCCGCCCGGGUGGCUCCCCUCCAUUUCAUUUUGUCUCCUUUCGUUUGUCAUCUUAUUUUGGGUGCUGGGGUGGCUGCCAGCCCUGUCCCGGGACCGGCUAGGCCGGGCACGAGGCCCUACCCGGGCAGAAGAGCAUGCCUCGCUGUUGCAUGCAGCCAACCCUGUGAUUCCCUGUGCCAAUCCCAGCAGCCUUUGGGGCAGGGAGGCUGGGGGAGGCCUUCCAGCAGGAUUGAGGGGGGAAUCCCGGAGUCGCGGGUCAAGAGGAUGUAGCCCGGGGAGGGGCGAGCGGUGACAGGCAGCGGCAGAGGAGUGUUGGACCCCCAGCCCGCUUUCACCACUUGAGGGGCUGACUCCUGGAAGGGGGCGCGCAGAGUGGGAAACACUCAGAUCCCAUUGGCUGCUGUCCUGAGACCACCCGAUUGGCUUUCUGAGGUCGGGCCAGGUGGGGGCUGCACCAGCCGCCCCCCUGCAGACUGUGCAGGCCCACGUUCCUCGCGCGCUCUCGAGCUGUUGUGUAAAUACCUGGUGCUAACAUCCCCUGCGGCUCCCUCACCACGCACCCGCCCUCCGGCAUCGAGGUCCCCUCCUUGGAACAGAUGUGGGGACCCCUGCUUUGUCAUGUGCUGGCUAUCCUUCUGUCUCUUUUCUUUCUGCCCCUGAACCCUUUGAUUCUGUCAAAAACCACGCCGGGCUGGCUGGCUGCAGGGUGGGGAGAGGGAGGAUGCGCCCCACCACGCUCGAGAGAACACACCGCAAUAAGACCAUCUUGCCGGCUGCCUGCGGGAGGACCAGCUCCGCCCCGGCGAGCUUCUCCGCUGCUCGGCUGGCCCCCACGUGCGCUGUCUGCCCUCCUCGCCCCUCCUCUCCCGCCUGCCCGCCUGCCUGCCCCCACACUCCCCCUCCGGAGAGCAUGAUCCGUGACCUUGCUUCUGACUUUCGCCUCUGGGACAAGUAAGUCAGUGUGGGCAGAUCGGUGUCUGCAUUGUUUUCCCCUUUUUCUGUUUAUUCCAUCAGACCCGACCCCUCAUUCCCCCCAGGUCGAUCAAGUGGCUUUUCCUGGGACCUGCCCAGCUUGGAGAACCCCCGCCCGCCCUCUGGCGCCCAGCCUGGGGAGGCAGGUGGGGGUGGGUCUGCUAGGAGACCCGCGGAGCUGAGGGUGAGGGCAGGUUAGGCGUGAGGCUGUAGACAUUUUUUUCAGAGUGUUUUGAUUUGGGUUUUUUGGUUUGUUUUUUUUUUAAACCGGGCAAUAUUGUGUUCAGUUUAAGCUGUGAAGAAAAAUAUAUAUCAAUGUUUUCCAAUAAAAUACAGUGAC
Molecule: messenger RNA, 2164 nt
Organism: Talpa occidentalis (Iberian mole)
Lineage: Eukaryota; Metazoa; Chordata; Mammalia; Eulipotyphla; Talpidae
Gene: CALM3
Product: calmodulin 3
Exons: 6
Coding region: 106-555 (149 amino acids)
Molecular function (GO): calcium ion binding
Source: RefSeq, a predicted model, not a curated record